This is a messenger RNA of Mauremys reevesii (Reeves's turtle), 2693 nucleotides long. It is a transcript of the gene VIL1, whose product is annotated as villin 1. Gene Ontology annotation, cellular component: lamellipodium; cytoplasm; actin cytoskeleton. Gene Ontology annotation, biological process: cytoskeleton organization; barbed-end actin filament capping; regulation of lamellipodium morphogenesis. The record is from RefSeq and is a predicted model, not a curated record. The transcript is spliced from 20 exons. Lineage: Eukaryota; Metazoa; Chordata; Testudines; Geoemydidae. Gene Ontology annotation, molecular function: actin filament binding; phosphatidylinositol-4,5-bisphosphate binding. Bases 132 to 2609 code for a protein of 825 amino acids.
GUCCCCUCCCACGCCAAGCCCUGGGCAGAGCGACGCCUCGCACCAGCCUAAAGAGCCCAAACGAACAUUUGGGCACUAACGCUGCCCCUCCCCCGGCUGCGCUGUGCCAGGCCCCCGCCGUGCCGCCCACCAUGCCGGAACUCACCGCCAAAGUCACCAAGACGCUGAACAGAACCACGCCUGGGCUGCAGAUCUGGAGAAUCGAGAAAAUGGAGAUGGUGCCGGUGCCUCCCAAAAGCUACGGGAACUUCUACGAAGGGGACUGCUACGUGCUGCUGGCGACGCACAAGACCGGGAACAGCUUCAGAUACGACCUCCACUACUGGCUCGGCCGGGAGUCGUCGCAGGACGAGCAGGGGGCGGCUGCCAUCUACACCACGCAGCUGGACGAGCACCUGGGCGGGGUGGCCGUGCAGCACCGCGAGGCCCAGGGCAACGAGAGCAACGGCUUCAAGGGCCUCUUCAAACAGGGGCUCGUGUACGCAGGGGGCGGGCGGCGCGCCGGGAUGAAGCACGUGGAGACCAACACGUACAACGUGCAACGGCUGCUGCACGUGAAGGGCAAGAAGAACGUGGUGGCUGGAGAGGUGGAGAUGAGCUGGAACAGUUUCAACCAGGGGGACGUUUUCCUGCUGGACCUGGGCAAGCUCAUCAUCCAGUGGAACGGGCCGGAGAGCAACCGCGCCGAGCGGCUGAAGGCCAUGAACCUGGCCAAGGACAUCCGGGACCGCGAGCGGGGGGGACGUGCCCAGGUGGCUGUGGUAGAUGGCGAGGACGAGGCGACCACCCCGGGGCUGAUGAAGAUUCUCACCCAUGUGCUGGGGGACCGGAGGGAGAUCAAGCCGGCCAUUCCCGACACCGUGGUGGACCAGAAGCUGAAAACCCUUCUCAAGCUCUACCAUGUCUCCGAUGCUGACGGGAACCUGGUGAUCCAAGAGGUCGCCACUCGCCCCCUGACCCAAGACCUGCUGCAGCACGAGGACUGCUACAUUCUCGACCAGGGCGGCCUGACCAUCUACGUCUGGAAAGGCAGGAAGUCCACCAAGGAGGAGAAGCAGCAGGCCAUGAACAGAGCCCUGGGCUUCAUCAAAGCCAAGAACUACCCGCCCAGCACCCGCGUGCAGACCGAGAACGACGGGGCCGAGUCGGCCAUGUUCAAGCAGCUCUUCCAGAAAUGGACCGUCAGCAACCAGACUAGCGGCCUGGGCAAGACCCACAGCCUGGGCAAAGUGGCCAAAGUGGAGCAGGUGAAGUUCGACGCCACCACCCUGCACGCCAAGCCCGAGGUGGCCGCGCAGCAGAAGAUGGUGGACGACGGCUCCGGGGAGGUCGAGGUCUGGCGCAUUGAGGACCUGGAGCUGGCGCCGGUGGAGAAGCGCUGGCUGGGCCAUUUCUACGGCGGCGACUGUUACCUCAUCCUGUACACGUACCUCGUCAACAACAAGCAGCACUACAUCAUCUACAUCUGGCAGGGCCGCCACGCCAGCAAGGACGAGAUCACCGCCUCGGCCUACCAGGCCGUCACCCUGGACCAGCAGUACAACAACGCGGCCGUGCAGGUGCGGGUGCCGAUGGGCAAGGAGCCCGCCCACCUCAUGGCCAUCUUCAGGGGCAAGAUGGUGGUGUACGCGGGCGGCACCUCGCGGGCUGGCAACACGGAGCCGGUGCCGUCCACCCGCCUCUUCCACGUGCACGGCACCAACGAAUACAACACCAAGGCCUUCGAGGUGCCCCCGCGCGCCUCCUCCCUCAACUCCAACGACGUCUUCGUGCUGAAGACGCAGGCCUGCUGCUACCUCUGGUACGGGAAGGGCUGCAGCGGGGACGAGCGGGAGAUGGCGAAGUCCGUGGCUGACCUCAUCGCCAAAACCGAGAAGCUGGUGAUAGCCGAGGGCCAGGAGCCGGACAACUUCUGGGUGGCCCUGGGAGGGAAAUCCCAGUACGCCAACAGCAAGCGACUGCAGGAGGAGACCUUGUCGAUAACGCCCCGGCUCUUCGAGUGCUCCAACCAGACCGGCACCUUUGUGGCCACGGAGAUCACCGACUUUAACCAGGACGACCUGGAGGAUGACGACAUCUUCCUGCUGGACACCUGGGACCAGGUGUUCUUCUGGAUUGGGGAGUGCGCCAACGAGACGGAGAAGGCGGCGGCGGCCGUGAUGGCGCAGGAGUACCUGAAAACUCACCCCAGCAGGCGCGACCCCGACACGCCCAUCAUCGUGGUGAAACAAGGCUACGAGCCCCCGACUUUCACAGGCUGGUUCCUGGCCUGGGACCCCCUGAAGUGGAGCGACAAGAAAUCCUACGAGGAGCUGAAAGCUGAGCUGGGGGAGGACAGCGAGUUCAGCCAGCUGACGACUGAAAUCACAAGCCAAGACGUUUUCACUGCCAACACCACCUUCGGCUCGAGGACCUUCCAGACCUUCCCCCCGGAGUUGCUGGUGAACAAGGCCUUAGAUGAACUGCCCGAGGGAGUGGACCCCAGCAGGAAGGAGGAGCACCUGGCCAGUGACGAUUUCAACGCGGUCUUCGGCAUGGCCCGGCCCGCCUUCGCUGCACUGCCCCUGUGGAAGCAACAGAAGCUCAAGAAGGAAAAGGGCCUCUUCUAGGGCAGAGCAGCAGCAAGAUGCAGCCGGAGACGCAUCCAGUUCAGUAUUUUUACUAUGAAGAAAGUAAAAUUAAAGUUAAUUCAG